GAUCAGUGGAAAGAGACUCAGGGAGUGUCCGGAUCACAGCUCGUGUUCUGAGGCUUAUAUGAAUUUUGAGUCUCUCCGGUUCUGAGUCGUGGACAUGGAUAGACACUCGAGUUCCGGGCCCGUCACGGUGCUGCUGCUCGCCGCCCUCACGAGCUCCGUGCUGGGCCAAAGUCAACCGGUGUACUUUGAGGUCUGCGACUCCCUGGUCCUGACUCCUCCGAAGCACGGAUCUGUCAUCACCAGCGUUGAGUGGACCCACAACAGGAACCUGGUGGUGGAGUGGGUGGAGAAUGAACUGGAGUUCUUCGGCUCGUUUAAAGGACGGACCGAACUGGACAAGGGCACCGCACAACUGACCGUCCACAACGCCACGCAAAGCGACACGGGAGAAUACAAGGUGGAGAUCAACAACCAGCUGCAGAGUCAAGUGUACAAGGCUGCUGUGAUCAAGAAGGUGCCCAAGCCCUCGGUGGAGGUGACCCCGUCAUGCAACCACACAUCCAGCAACUGUACCCUCACCUGUCAGGGAGACCCCGCCGGGACUGAGCCCCUCACCUACAGCUGGAGGAAGGACUCAGGUGAGUGGGGGCCGGAGCAGCAGAGCAUGGACCUCCUCAUCGAUGAUGUGAAGACGAAGGUAAAACAGAUAUCGUGCAGGAUGAAGAACCCAAUCAGCGAAGAGGAGAGCUACCGUCUCGAAAACCCAAUGUACCUGGAGGACGCGGGAUCUUUCUUUCGAGUCGGGCUGGCUGUAGGUAUAACCUCCACCAUCAUAGUUGGGCUCUUGGCUGGAUUUGGAAUUUGGAAGCGAGAAGACAUCAAGAAAUUGUUCUUGGCAGAUUCAGAAACUGAAUCUUCACAGGAGGAGUUGUACAGGUAGAAGACGAAGACGUCAACUUUGAAAGACGAGGAGGUUCCAGAGCUUUGGGUGAUGAGGGCUUUACAGUAACAAAAGUACUUUUACUUUGAAAUGAAAUGUUGAUGUGUGAGGUGGAGUUAAUUUUAAUGACAUCACAUGCUUCAAUUUAGUGGUGAAUUCAUAUCUUAGCAGACACGUUUCCAUGGACACCAAUAUUCUGACAUUAACCAGAAUAAGGCACUGCAUGUAAAGGGCAUGCUCUGAUGAAUUGAACCUGAAUGAGAUCAUACUCAGACUUAUCAAUUAUCAAACUAAGAACUAUGGAGAAUUCUGACUUCGGCCUAAUUAUGUUUAUGUGUUAAUCUCAUAAUGUCCCAUUGGAGGUUUCACAGCAUUUUGUGUCAUCGACAUGCGACAGUUAACGACUGAUGACAACAUGUGUCCUGGAUUUGAGUGUAAACAAGAUUGAAAAACAAAGAGCAUUGUAAAGUUUGUUAAAACCAGACAGAAAACUCUCUGAAGGGUAAAUGAAAGUAUCGGGCAUUAAAUAAUUCCAGUUUGGAGUUUUAAAAUUCUAUUUGGAAUGUUAGACAAAUGACAUAGUGGACUCAAUGUUGACAUGUGACAUCAUCAGUUUAACAAGUCACGAGGAUUAUGAAUGGAAUAUUCUAUUAGCAACGAGUGUCAACAUUAUAUUUAUAUCAUUGUCUUAUUCUGAAUAAUGCCAAUAGUCAAUGUAUUGGUGUCCAUGUAAACGUAAGUACUAAUAUAAUAACUUCCUAUUUGAUAUGUUGAUGGAGUAAUAAUCAGAUUAUUAUUGUGAUGAAACUGGAAUUACUACUUCAAAGUUGUAAUCCUGAGUAAAUGAUCUUCAUUACCUUCCACCGCUGCACAACUAUGACUGAACCAUGUACACCAGGGGUUCCCAAAGUGGGGGUGGUCGCGAGACACAGAGGCGGGGUCGCGAAAUGCAUUCCAAAAAAAAAAAAUACAAUUAUUUUUUUUUUAUAUAAAAAAUAAUUGUAUAAUAUAUACAUAAGAGUUGAUAUUAGAAUAAAACCAUGCAAUUGUAGCCGAGCGUUUAGUUGUUGUAUUGAAUAAGGCCUCAGCCUAAAGAAGACACAGGAGACAUAGCAGCCGUUUAGUACAGCACAUCCUUCCGGUAAAACCCCUCUUCAAAAUAAGAGUCACUAAAUAAAAUAGCUUACACAUUUCCCAUCAGUUUUUUUCUUUUUUCUCCCCUUUUUUUCCUCCACAAAAAAAUCAUUUCCUUUUUUUAUCUUACGACACAGGUUAGCAACAGUUCAAUUUACAGCAGCACCAGUCACACGGUAGCUGGCCAAAACUCUUUUGGAAAGCAGCUGAAAAUUAUUGACAGUCACAAUGAAACGUUGGUUAAUACCAACCAAAUCGAGGAGGCCACAGGAACAGGACAGGCUAGCGGAGAAGGAGAGGCUACCUGAGCAGACAUGCACAAGCAUGCACGCACGCACGCACGCAUAGUGCAUGUGCGUGACUGUGCGCAACAUUAUAAACCACCUCCAGUGUCGUUGGGGGUCCCCAGUCUCUGGCACCGUUAUUUUGGGGGUCGCAGGCUGAAAAGUUUGGGAACCCCUGAUGUAAACUAAAGGUGAAAAUAGUUUCUGGCUCAUUAUGUGCAAUCUCAUGUAUGUUGUUAACUAAUGUUUCUUCAUUUGAUCAAUUUUUAUCCUUCACUCGAGGCAGAAUAAUUUUUUUUUUUUUUAAAACCUCAGUUUGUAGUGAGUCAGAAUCUUUUUCAGAUUAUUUUCCCCAGAAUAUGCACAUACAGGGUCAAUGUGAAACAUUAAGACGCAUGUGUGUGAUUAAAUUCAACAAAGUCAUUAUCUAACUAUCA
Limanda limanda (common dab) is the source of this 2735-nucleotide messenger RNA. Its product is annotated as SLAM family member 5-like. The coding region runs from base 95 to 880 and encodes 261 amino acids. The record is from RefSeq and is a predicted model, not a curated record. NCBI's taxonomy places the organism in Eukaryota, Metazoa, Chordata, Actinopteri, Pleuronectiformes, Pleuronectidae. The transcript has a single exon.